This is a messenger RNA of Siniperca chuatsi (mandarin fish), 2215 nucleotides long. RefSeq names its product phospholipase A2, group XIIB (gene pla2g12b). Gene Ontology annotation, molecular function: calcium ion binding; A2-type glycerophospholipase activity. The record is from RefSeq and is a predicted model, not a curated record. Bases 171 to 995 code for a protein of 274 amino acids. Lineage: Eukaryota; Metazoa; Chordata; Actinopteri; Centrarchiformes; Sinipercidae. Gene Ontology annotation, biological process: arachidonate secretion; cholesterol homeostasis; phospholipid metabolic process. The transcript has 4 exons. Gene Ontology annotation, cellular component: extracellular region.
CUGUCGGCUAGAACCUAGUCACAGGUCAAAGUCUGCUCUCUGGUUGGCAGAACCAGUAGGAGCAGAGUGUGUUUUUGUCCCUCACUGUCUACGCUCCUCUCACCCUGUUAACAACACCUCGCCUUAGGGAGAGCUUCCUCUGCUUGGAUUGUCACCAGAUCAACACCAUAAUGCUUCGGACUGUGGUCCUGCUCCUCCUCUGCUUGUCCACAGGCAUUUGUGCUACUUUAGGCCACUACCAGACUCAAGCAAAGGAGGAGGAGGAGGUUCCUGCUGUGGACUCAGCUGAUGAACCAGCAGCUAACUCCCUUUUUGGUGACAAUCUACUAGCUAAAAUACUUGCAGCAGAUAGCCCAGCAGCUGACAAACCUGAAGUGGAUGUCCCUGUAGCAGAUGGUGUAACAGCCGAGGAGCAACCUUCUUCUGUGGAAGAGGAGGGGAAUGACAUCAGACCAGUCCAGACAAACCAGUCCCUGAACAGACCCUUGGCACAUGAAGAUGAUAACAGUUGGAGCCUCAACUCUAUUAGAAAUAGUUUUCAGACUGUGCACGGAUACUUUGACUCCAUGGUGGAGCUGGUGGGGGGACACAAUGGUGUGUGUCAGUACCGCUGCAGAUAUGGAGAACCUCCUCAACCUCGUCCCGGCUACCAGCUCCCAGAACCAAAUGGCUGCAGUUCCUCUCUGGUGGGAUUCCAGGUGAAUGCCGCUCUUGACCUGGGGAUCCCUGCUAUGACAAAGUGCUGUAACCAGCUUGACGUCUGCUAUGACACUUGCGGGAGAAGCAAGUACGACUGUGACUCCAAGUUUCGCUCAUGUCUGCAUGGCAUCUGCUCUGACCUUAAUAAGAGUCUCGGCUUUGUGUCGAAGGUACAAGCCUGUGAAUCGGUGGCAGACACUCUCUACAACACAGUGUGGACUCUUGGUUGUAGACCUUACAUGAACAGCCAGAGGGCAGCAUGUGUCUGCGAGGGAGAGGAGAGGGAUGAACUGUGACACAGAACACUAUGGAACAACUCCUGGAUGCUUUCACACACAAAUAACAGAAACAUGAGUAUUUCCACAGAUUAUACUGUAUAUUUAUAGGCUUUUUGUCAAAGAGGACAUACUUCACAAGAGCCAUCUCAAGAUUCAGAGCCUAGGAGGUAAAAAAGACAUAAAUGGGGAAUGCAAAUGAAUAGUUUCUCAGAUUUUAUUCAUAGGCAGUACUAACAAAUAUUAGGUAUCUGAUCAUGACUUUCAGAAUCCUAAUUAAUAGCUUAUGCAUGUUAUACUCUCCAUUCACUAUGACUCCAUUACCAUAAAUUACUUUAAUGACUCCAAACAAAGUGCCGAUGGGAAGGAUAUUGUAGUUGGAUUAAUUUCCUCUGGAUAGAAAAACAAUUACUAUGGCGCACAUGGUUCGUUGUGUGCUGCUAUUUAUCAAGAAGAAGUCUGCUCAAACCUUAAGCCAGUGUCAUGUAAAUGUAAUGCCUAUUACAGCUACUAUGUUAAUGUUUCAUGUAAGUUAUUUGCCAGUUAUUUGUUAUUUCUUUAUGAAUAAAUGCAUGACUAAUUGCCGUUUAACUGACAUGAUUAAUUCUAGAUUAAUUGUCAGAGUGAUGAAGCAUAUGCAUAUUUUCCAUGGCACACUAACAUCUCUUUUCCACCACACUGGAAUGUGUGACUUGCUCAUCCAUCAGCCAUCGAUUACACUGAGCCAAUGAGUCAUCUAUGGAUGUUCCACAUGUAUUUUUUUUAAGUUUUUUAAGUGUGAAAUACAAAUAUAUAUACAGAUACAUUUUCUAAAUCCAUUAAAUCUUUAAGCUGUGAUCAAGCCUGAGAAAUGCCUGAAAGUUAAAUGGUAAAUGGACUGUACUUGUAUUGCGCCUUUCUAGUCUUCCGACCACUCAAAGCGCUUAAAGUGUGACCUAGAAAAACAUCCUUCUUGCUGUAGAUGUUAGAAAUGAACUGUGGCCUGCCGAGUGAUUUCUAAUAGAAAUGUCAUUCACUUUAAUGUCAGUAAAUUGUGCUGCCAGGCAAAGACACACCAACUUGGAUGUAUUAACCAGAAUUCAAGUGAUCUACGCCACUGGAACUUACAUAGGAGUAAAGAAGAGUGUAUAUACUGUACAUCUGCACAUCUUUUAUAUGUAUAUGAGGGACAGCAGAACAGACUGCUCCAUGCAUACCUGUUUGGUGUUUUAAUUGCCAAAUAAACUGAAAUGGUCAGUUCA